GGCCUGCUGACCUCUGUGGAUCUUUCUGCUAUGAAGUCCUAAAAUGCUGUAACCACAGGUCACGGUUGACUCAGAUGGAGGCCUCAGCGCUUCUGUACUUCUUCAUGAGGAAGAACUUUGAAUUUAACAAGCAGAAGUCCAUUGUCCGGUCUCACUUACAACUCAUCAAAGCAGUGAGCCAGUUAAUAGCUGAUGCGGGGAUUGGAGGAUCCAGGUUUCAGCAUUCCCUUGCAAUUACCAACAAUUUUGCCAAUGGAGAUAAACAGAUGAAAAACAGCAAUUUCCCAGCAGAGGUGAAAGAUCUAACUAAACGUAUAAGGACUGUUUUGAUGGCCACAGCCCAGAUGAAAGAGCAUGAGAAGGACCCUGAGAUGCUGGUGGACCUCCAAUACAGCCUAGCAAACUCCUAUGCAAGUACCCCUGAGCUAAGGAGGACCUGGCUGGAAAGCAUGGCCAAGAUCCAUGCAAGAAAUGGAGACCUGUCUGAGGCUGCUAUGUGUUACAUCCAUAUAGCUGCACUCAUCGCAGAAUACCUCAAACGCAAGGGUUACUGGAAAAUGGAAAAGAUAUGCACACCACCCCUGCUUUCAGAAGACACCCAUCCCUGCGAUAGCAACCCAUUACUAACAACUCCAGGUGGAGGAAGCAUGUUCUCUAUGGGGUGGCCAGCUUUUCUGAGCAUCACCCCAAACAUUAAAGAAGAAGGAGCAAUGAAAGAGGAUUCUGGAAUGCAAGACACGCCAUACAACGAGAAUAUCCUGGUGGAACAGCUUUACAUGUGUGUGGAGUUUCUUUGGAAGUCUGAACGAUAUGAACUCAUCGCUGAUGUCAAUAAGCCCAUCAUUGCUGUCUUUGAAAAGCAACGAGACUUCAAAAAAUUAUCAGAUCUCUACUAUGACAUUCACCGAUCCUAUCUGAAAGUGGCGGAGGUGGUAAAUUCAGAGAAGCGCUUGUUUGGCCGCUACUACAGAGUGGCAUUUUAUGGGCAGGGAUUCUUUGAAGAGGAGGAGGGUAAAGAGUAUAUCUACAAGGAGCCUAAGCUGACAGGUCUCUCAGAGAUCUCCCAAAGACUUUGGAAGGGGUAUCAUUUUUUUAAUAUGUCUGAGGCAGCAUGGGAACUCAUAAAUCACUGCUCUUGUUAUACCCUUAAUGUGUUGACACAGGUAAACCCCAAGGAUCUGGACCCCAAAUAUGCCUAUAUUCAGGUGACCUAUGUCACACCAUUCUUUGAAGAAAAGGAAAUAGAGGACCGGAAGACAGAUUUCGAAAUGCAUCACAACAUCAAUCGCUUUGUCUUUGAGACACCGUUCACUCUGUCGGGCAAGAAGCACGGUGGAGUGGCGGAGCAAUGCAAGCGGAGGACAGUCUUGACCACCAGUCACUUGUUCCCCUACGUGAAGAAGCGGAUCCAGGUCAUCAGCCAGUCCAGUACAGAACUGAAUCCCAUUGAGGUGGCAAUUGAUGAGAUGUCCAGGAAGGUCUCUGAGCUUAACCAGCUGUGCACGACAGACGAGGUGGACAUGAUCCGACUACAGCUCAAACUGCAAGGCAGUGUCAGCGUAAAGGUCAAUGCUGGGCCAAUGGCUUAUGCCCGAGCCUUUCUUGAAGAGACUAAUGCAAAGAAAUACCCCGACAACCAAGUAAAGCUACUGAAAGAAAUAUUCAGGCAAUUUGCAGAUGCAUGUGGGCAGGCCCUUGAUGUGAAUGAGCGCCUCAUCAAGGAAGACCAGCUGGAGUACCAGGAAGAACUGAGGUCCCACUAUAAAGACAUGCUUAGUGAACUGUCCGCCAUCAUGAAUGAGCAGCUCUGUCGAGGUCCGUGUCUCUACAGCUUCUGCUCCUCUGUGUCUAGCAUUUCCCUCAGUACUGUGAGCAAAAGUGAUUACGGGCAGGGACGACCCAGCAAAGCGCGGAGUGGAGCGACCCUACACACGUGUAACUAGCAAGGUGACCCCAGCUGUGCCUAUGGUCUCCAUCUCACCCAGUGCUGAAGUUUGAGAGGAGCCCUGGGGCUUUGGACGCACCUCUCAGAGAACUCUCUGAAUUUUUGCAGCUAAUCUCGGGGAAGAACAAGAUAGAUUUAAUUUAUUUGAAGUUUUUACAGUGUUAAUAUUUCUGUUUACCUCGCUAGCUUGAGAAUUUUGCCAGCCUCUGAAUUUGCACAUUUCCUCUGAUUCCUUUGUUUCUUCUGAGUGGUAUUGAUCAAACCACACUGAACAUUUGUCCUGAAAUUCCAGUGAAUGUGCAGCUUCAAAGCAAACUGAGUUUGCUCUUGGGUAUAAUUUGUUCAAUUCCAGGUCCUAGUACACACAUUUUAAAGGUUGAAGUGAAUGUUUUUGUAACAUUUAAGCAUAUUUCAGAUGUAAAUAGAAAAUUGUAAAAUAUAUGGUUUUUAUCAAAUUUCAAAGAAUGUUUUUAGUUAUUACUUAUGAAAGUACUAAAAUUAUAUGAAUAACAUUUCAGAUGUUAUAUUAAAAUAUUUGUGUAUGUGUAAAAAAGUGUUGAUAAAUACUAAUCUUUAAAGUUUGUGGAGUUCCUUUAUUUGUAAUAUAUGUGCUUCUAAAAGCAAU
Cricetulus griseus (Chinese hamster) is the source of this 2570-nucleotide messenger RNA. NCBI's taxonomy places the organism in Eukaryota, Metazoa, Chordata, Mammalia, Rodentia, Cricetidae. The record is from RefSeq and is a predicted model, not a curated record.